AACAUCGCUUAAAGUAAUGAUGGCGACUGAGCCUGUGGUCAAACGGAUGAAAAACAAAAACUGGAACGCAUCGGAAACGACAAUUCUUGUCGAACGGUGUGUUGAAGGGUAUAGCCUUCUGUUUGGAAGUCAUUCGCCUUCGGUAACGGAAGGGAAAAAGGAUUUGUUUUGGAAGGAAACAAUUGAAAUGAUAAAUGCAGUUGGACCCGGUAGAAGUUUGCAUGAGGCAAAAAGAAAAUGGGUGGACCUAAAAAGUUCCACAAAGGCCAAAGAAAAAAAAUUAAAAAGGAAGUGGGAAAAACAGGUGGUGGACCUGCGCCAGACAAGUUGACACCACUUGAAGAAAAGGU
This is a messenger RNA of Dreissena polymorpha, 350 nucleotides long. RefSeq lists its product as uncharacterized. Gene Ontology annotation, cellular component: nucleus. The record is from RefSeq and is a predicted model, not a curated record. The transcript is spliced from 3 exons. Lineage: Eukaryota; Metazoa; Mollusca; Bivalvia; Myida; Dreissenidae. Bases 17 to 331 code for a protein of 104 amino acids.